Solanum lycopersicum (tomato) is the source of this 3333-nucleotide messenger RNA. RefSeq names its product eukaryotic translation initiation factor 3 subunit A-like. Lineage: Eukaryota; Viridiplantae; Streptophyta; Magnoliopsida; Solanales; Solanaceae. The record is from RefSeq and is a predicted model, not a curated record. Gene Ontology annotation, biological process: translation reinitiation; formation of cytoplasmic translation initiation complex. Gene Ontology annotation, cellular component: eukaryotic translation initiation factor 3 complex, eIF3e; multi-eIF complex; eukaryotic translation initiation factor 3 complex, eIF3m. Gene Ontology annotation, molecular function: mRNA binding; translation initiation factor activity.
AGUUUCAUUGAACCCUUGUAAACACAUCAUAUUUUGCUCUCACUUAGCUAUUUCUCACAUCAUAUCAAGUUUUUAGGGCAAACAAUAGAGAGAGAGAAGGAGAUUGCGGCACCCACAAAGCAUCCAAAAUCCACUGGUGAAAGAUCAUCGAAAUGGCGACUUUUGCCAAACCGGAGAAUGCUUUGAAGCGUGCUGAAGAGUUGAUCACUGUUGGACAAAAGCAAGAAGCCCUUCAAGCACUUCAUGAUCUUAUUACUUCAAGGAGGUAUAGAGCAUGGCAAAAGACUCUUGAAAGGAUAAUGUUCAAGUAUGUUGAGCUAUGUGUUGACAUGAGAAGGGGGAGGUUUGCCAAGGAUGGCCUAAUUCAAUAUCGUAUCGUCUGUCAACAAGUGAACAUUAACUCCUUAGAGGAGGUAAUAAAGCACUUCAUGCAUUUAGCUACUGAGCGAGCUGAACUAGCUCGCAAUCAGGCACAAGCUCUUGAGGAAGCUCUGGAUGUGGAAGACUUGGAGGCUGAUAAAAGGCCUGAAGAUCUUAUGUUGAGUUAUGUUAGUGGGGAGAAAGGAAAAGAUCGAUCUGAUCGGGAGCUUGUCACUCCCUGGUUUAAGUUCUUGUGGGAGACAUAUAGAACUGUUCUGGAGAUCUUGCGUAACAACUCAAGAUUGGAGGCUCUGUAUGCAAUGACAGCACACCGAGCCUUUCAGUUCUGUAAGCAAUACAAGCGUACAACAGAAUUUCGCCGUCUUUGUGAAAUCAUCAGGAAUCAUUUGGCAAAUCUCAACAAGUAUAGAGAUCAGAGGGACCGUCCUGAUCUGUCUCUUCCAGAAAGUCUGCAAUUGUAUCUAGACACUAGAUUUGAACAGCUGAAAGUUGCUACUGAACUGAGUCUAUGGCAGGAAGCUUUUCGUUCCAUUGAGGACAUAUAUGGUUUGAUGUGCAUGGUUAAAAAAACUCCCAAGGCGUCAUUAAUGGGUGUUUACUAUGGAAAGCUUACUGAGAUAUUUUGGAUGUCAUCAAAUCAUCUUUAUCAUGCUUAUGCCUGGCUCAAGCUUUUCUCUCUUCAGAAGGGUUUUAAUAAAAAUUUAAGCCAGAAGGAUUUGCAGUUAAUAGCAUCGUCUGUUGUCCUAGCUGCACUUUCAGUGCCUCCUUAUGAUCAGUCUUAUGGUGCAUCUCAUCUUGAGCUUGAAAAUGAGAAGGAGAGGAGUUUGAGGGUGGCCAAUCUAAUUGGUUUUGAAGUUGAACCCAAAGCCGAAAACAGAGUGGCGCUUUCUCGAUCAUCACUUCUCUCAGAGUUGGUGUCCAAAGGUGUGAUGUCCUGUGUCACUCAAGAAGUGAAAGAUCUUUAUCAUCUGUUAGAAAAUGAGUUUCUUCCUUUGGAUCUGGCACUGAAGGUGCAGCCCAUAUUGAAUAAAAUAUCAAAACUUGGUGGUAAGCUGUCUUCAGUUUCUUCGGUUCCUGAAGUGCAACUGUCUCAGUAUGUUCCUGCCUUAGAAAAGCUUGCUACUCUGAGGUUGCUCCAGCAGGUCUCUCAGGUGUAUCAGACAAUCCAGAUUGAUAACAUAUCUAAGAUGAUCCCAUUCUUCGACUUCACCGCUAUUGAGAAAAUAUCAGUUGAUGCGGUUAGGCGUAAUUUUCUUGCCAUCAAAGUCGAUCACAUGAAGGGUCUGUCUUCUUUGGCAAACAGAGUAUUGAGGCUGAAGGACUCCGGGAUCAUCUGUCUCUUUGCUGAAUCCCUUAGCAAGGCAAGAACAAUGAUCUAUCCCCCAGCAAAGAAGACGGCCAAGCUCGGGGAUGCCUUGUCUAAUUUAGCGGAGAUAGUGGAGAAGGAGCACAAGAGACUUCUUGCAAGGAAGUCCAUUAUUGAAAAACGCAAAGAGGAGCAAGAGCGUUUACUCUUAGAAAUGGAACGAGUGGAAGAGUCGAAGAGGCGAGAGCUUCAAAAGAUGACAGAAGAUGCUGAGCAAAAGCGCAUUGCUGCCGAGUAUGAGCAAAGGAGGAGCCAGAGAAUUUUGAAGGAAAUAGAAGACCGAGAACUUGAAGAGGCACAAGCUAUGCUGCAAGAAGCUGAAAAACGCAGCAAGAGGAAGAAGAAGCCUAUUCUAGAGGGAGAAAAGAUGACUAAACAGGUGAUCAUGGAAUUGGCACUGAAUGAGCAACUGAGGGAGAGGCAAGAAAGGGAGAAAAAGUUGCAGAAGUAUGCCAAAACUAUGGAUCAUUUGGAAAGAGCUAAGAGAGAAGAAGCCGCACCUCUUAUUGAAGCUGCAUAUAAACAGCGUUUAGCUGAAGAGGCAGCUCUUCAUGAACGCGAGCAGCAGCAAGAGGUUGAAUUGAGCAGGCAACGCCAUGCUGGGGACUUGGAAGAGAAAAAGAGACUGGGACGCAUGUUGGAGAACAAGAGGAUUUUGCAAGAAAGAGUUGUUAGUAGCCGGGAAGCUGAACUCAAUAGAUUGAAGCAGGAGAGACGAGAAAGGAUCAGCCAGAUAAUUCAAUCAAGGAAGCAGGAGAGGGAAGCUAAGAGGAAAAUGUUAUUCUUUUUGCGAACUGAGGAGGAGCGUCAAAAGAGGUUACUGGAAGAGGAGGAAGCCCGCAAACGUGAAGAGGCAGAGAGACGGAAGAAAGAGGAAGCUGAGCGACAAGCCAAGCUAGAUGAGAUUGCUGAAAAGCAGAGGCUGCGAAUGAUAGAGCUUGAAGAGAAAGAAAGACGGGAAAAAGAAGAGAUCUUGCGCAGGCCUGCUGUACUGCCAAGGCCUUCUGAGCCUCAAGCCUUGGGGCGUCCAACUGAACUUGGAGGAGCUGCUCCCGUUCCUGCAGCAGCAGCUGCUGCACCUGCUGCUGGGAAAUACGUUCCUAGGCACUUGCGAGGUAACGUUGAUGCUGCAGGCCAGGCUCCACCUCCUGAUACUGACAGGUGGGGCACUGGAAGCAAGUCAGAUGAUAGACCAUCAUGGCGCGAUGAACGAAGGCCCACAUCAUUUGGUAGUAGUGGCUCGAGGACCAGUUGGUCAUCUUCUAGGCGGUGAAUGAGGGUUAGUAACUUAUGAGUCGUGCAGUGGCUUAUACUCAAGUCUUGCAUCCUCGGCAUUUUGGUUCAAGAAAUUCAAUUUGUUGCUUUUUACCUUAGUAUGUACCAGAGAUUGAUUAAUGUUGGGUAUUAUGAGCUCAAGAGUAGCAAUUCUUGGCUAGGACAUUUCCGACUGCAUGGAGAGGGGUUGAAAUUUUCGUCAGGCGAUUUGAUCUCGAUAUACUUUUUGUCGUAGCAAAUAACUACUACAGUUGCUGUUAUGUUCCAACUUCCUAUUUUCCUUAAGUAUAAGACGUUGCCUACUUUACUCC